Messenger RNA from Micropterus salmoides (largemouth bass), 2889 nucleotides. RefSeq names its product regulator of G-protein signaling 21-like. The record is from RefSeq and is a predicted model, not a curated record. The transcript is spliced from 5 exons. Lineage: Eukaryota; Metazoa; Chordata; Actinopteri; Centrarchiformes; Centrarchidae. The coding region runs from base 337 to 894 and encodes 185 amino acids.
CUCAUCUAGUUAGGAGGAGGGAAGGAUCUGUAACAGCAGAAGGAAAAGAAAGAAAGCAGAAAGUCAUAAUAGGGAGUAAUGCAUCAAGAAGAGGGAGGCAUACAUGCAGUACAGUGUGAGUAUGUGUUGUUUCUAACAGUGAGGUAGGAGGAGAGGAGGAACGGGAGAAGGAGGAGGAAGGGGUGCUUCCUCUUCAGUCUGGGCUGAGCUGCUGAUGUAUUCCAGCAGCCCCAACCUUGGUAUAAAAAGUCAGUAGCAGAGGGAACCCUCCUAAGUGUCUCCUACGCCGCAGCAUGACCAGGACCGAGAGCCUGAGAGUGUGGACUUAACAAAACAAUGCCCAGCCUAAUUGUCGAACCACUCAACACUCAACACUUCAUCAUGGACAGAGAUGACAGGAACAGAAACAAGACCAUUGGAAAGAACUUUAUGUGCCGACUUCAGUGCAUGUUCUCACACUCAUCAAGCUCUGAGAGGCUAAGUUUAGAAGAUACCCAACAAUGGUCACAGUCACUGGAACGGCUUCUCGAGUCUAAAUAUGGACUGGCUACUUUUCGCAACUUUCUCAAAUCUGAAUACAGCGAUGAGAAUAUUGAGUUCUGGCUCACCUGUGAGGACUACAAGAAGAUCAAGUCUUCGUUCAGAAUGUCCUCAAGAGCCAAGAAGAUUUAUGAGCAGUUCAUCAAAGCAGAAUCCCCUAAAGAAAUCAACAUUGACUAUCACACCCGAGAGCAGAUCAAAAGGAACGUCAAGACUCCCACCAUGUACUGCUUUGACGACGCUCAGAAGAUAGUUUAUGGGCUGAUGGAAAGAGACUCGUACCCGCGGUUCCUCCGCUCAGACAUUUAUAGAACUCUCUUGGAAAACCUUGCCGCUGACGCCACGAAGGGAUGAAGGCGUAGCCAGGGGGAGAGAAAAAGGACAUAAAACCCAUAACUGGAAUGUUUGAGCUCCUUCAGGAGGAAGGACUGACAACAGCAAAGGAAGCGGAGGGUCGACACGGACACAUACAGAGACACACCUCGGGGUCCUCACUAGAUCAAAAAGCAAACUGUGUCCCAACUAGUCUGGUCCCAUCAUGGGAGGAUGCCCACACUGAUCACCUUGCACCUGAGGGCCGUGCAAGAAGUAGAAGAAGAAGAAGAAACAUAACUAGCCUUAAUGAUUAUGACCCUGUAGCGUGUGUUUGCACUGGAUGUUAAGUCUGUGUAAGUAGGCGAUCUGACCACAUUUUGACAAUUAAGGAUUCAGUGGGGCGACCGGCACUCACUCUGACGGUGGAGCUGUGUAAGAAAACCAUUCAGCGGACCUCCUUUAACCUUCUUUGCAGAGGUGUUUCCUGUGCAGAUAAAGACAGAGGAUGUAAGAUGCAACAGUUACACUCGAUUAGUUGUGUGUUUGUGUGUGUCUUAGAGAGAGAGAAUGUGAGUAUUAGUUGUAGCUUUUGCCACUGACACAGAAUAAGCUGUCACAAUAAGAGUUGGCCAAUUAUCUAAUGACAGCACUAAGGAAGCCAAAAAAACAGAGGAAUCAAUAGUAAAAUGUCAUCCUUAGUUGCAGGGUUGCAGGAGGGCACUUCGUUCUGGGACACUUUAAAUGGAUUUAAUGGUUUUGUUUUUUUGUUUUAGAUAGGGGAUAUGGGGUUUGCCCAUGGUUGAUAUUCUGUGCUGAUAUCCAAUAUCGUUAAGGUUUAUUAUUUUCAAACUACAAAAAAAGUAAAAGUAGUAUUUUAUUCCAAUAGAAAUCCAGGAUAAAUAUAUUUUAUAUGAUGACAAAACAUAAUCAUGCACAGUUUUGUGUGGAAUCUGAAUCAAACCCAGCACUAUAGCAACUGAGAACUUUCCAUUGAAAUUAGACAUCUUAAUUUAAUUCCUCAGCACACAACUGCUGGCCGUUACCUUAGCCUAAUCCAGAUCCUUACAGCACUGAAGUGUCAAGAGUUGUCAUUUUCUGUAAUUAACUAUUUGAGUGGAAUUACUAUAGAGAUAGAAUGUUUCACCUUGCAUGACAGGAUGUUAAAACUCCUUGUAUUCCCUGAGAAUAUGCCUUGUUGUUGCUUUCCAAAGCAUGUUGUUUGAAUGUGUUCUUAGGUAGUCCUAGGGGUUAGUAGUUAAUUUAACUUAAACGUUAAACAGUGUAUUAUUUAUUGAUAAUUGUCACCAUUUGAGUAUAAAGUUUGUUGCGGUGUUGAAGUGCUUGUUAAAAUGUUAGUGAUUUGAAUGACAUUAAAUUAUUUAAAUUGCCCACUUGAAACAAAGUGAAAUUUCUUAGUAACACAGACAACUCUCUUGUUCCUGCUCUGUUUUUUCCACAUUACAGCUUUUAGUACUUUGUGCUCUGAAGUUUAGGCUUGUGGUCUGUUUAAAGAAGAGAACAACACACUUCCAGUGAAAUACAUCUUAAAACAUUGCAUUAGAAAAUUAAUUGGCUGCAUAAUGAUUGUCUGUUAUAUAUUUAAAGCAAUACUCCAGCGUCCAAGCAUGGAAGCAUAAAUGCCGUGCCAAGUUCUAGUGGGCCGAAGGCUUAUUUUAACUAUUAUGGAGAAGCAACUACACUGCAGUGUGUUAUUGUCAGGAGUUAACACUCCAUCCUACUAAGUGACAAAGUGUAUAUACACUAAAUUUUUCAUAAAUAAUGCUAGUGGUUUCUCAUUUUAAAAAAUAAACCUUGGGAGAAACCCUUCUCGAUUAAGAAGGUGGACAUUCACAAUAAGGAAGUGUGUACAGAUAUGCAGUAAGUAAGAAUAUAAUCCACCCAUAGUAACAAAAUAUUUUAAAGAAAAUUCAUCAUAAUCAUCAUUUUGUUGGCUUGGAAUGUAAUUUUCUGUUUUCAAACUUUAUGGGACAUUACAUCAAAGUAAAACUUAUCCUUGUGGUAUCUGACAAAGGA